Hipposideros armiger (great roundleaf bat) is the source of this 3108-nucleotide messenger RNA. Its product is annotated as chromodomain-helicase-DNA-binding protein 2-like. NCBI's taxonomy places the organism in Eukaryota, Metazoa, Chordata, Mammalia, Chiroptera, Hipposideridae. The transcript has 6 exons. The record is from RefSeq and is a predicted model, not a curated record. Bases 1 to 1080 code for a protein of 359 amino acids.
AUGAGGUGUAAGGAGAGGAUGAGGCCCGUGAAAAAGGCACUGAAACAGCUGGACAAACCCGACAAGGGGCUCAAUGUGCAAGAACAGCUGGAGCACACCCGGAACUGCCUGCUGAAAAUCGGAGACCGAAUAGCCGAGUGCCUUAAAGCUUACUCAGACCAGGAGCACAUCAAACUGUGGAGGAGGAACCUAUGGAUUUUUGUUUCCAAGUUUACAGAAUUUGAUGCUCGAAAAUUGCAUAAGUUAUACAAGAUGGCUCAUAAGAAAAGAUCUCAAGAAGAGGAGGAGCAAAAGAAGAAGGAUGACGUGAUUGGUGGUAAGAAGCCAUUCCGCCCGGAGGCCUCAGGCUCGAGCCGGGACUCCCUGAUGUCUCAGUCCCAUACCCCACACAGCCUCCACCCUCAGAAGUCUCAUCUGCCUGCCUCCCAUGGCCCACAGAUGCAUGGACACCCACGAGAUAACUACAGUCACCCCAACAAGAGACACUUCAGCAAUGCAGAUCGAGGAGACUGGCAGAGGGAGAGGAAAUUCAGCUACGGUGGUGGCAACAGCAACCCGUCAUGGGGCAGCGACAGGCACCAUCAGUAUGAGCAGCACUGGUACAAGGACCAUCAUUACGGGGACCGGCGACACAUGGACAGCCACCGUUCUGGGAGCUACCGGCCCAACAACCUGUCCCGGAAGAGACCCUAUGACCAGUACAGCAGCGACCGGGACCACCGGGGACACAGAGAUUAUUAUGACAGGCACCAUCAUGAGUCCAAGCGGAGGAGAUCUGAUGAAUUUAGGCCUCAGAAUUACCACCAGCAGGAUUUCCGACGAAUGUCUGAUCACCGCCCCGCUAUGGGCUACCACGGCCAGGGACCCUCAGACCAUUACCGCUCCUUCCACACAGACAAACUGGGGGAAUAUAAACAGCCCCUGCCCCCCUUGCACCCAGCAGUCUCGGAUCCUCGCUCGCCCCCUUCUCAGAAAUCUCCCCAUGAUUCCAAGUCACCCCUGGAUCAUAGGUCUCCUUUGGAGAGAUCACUAGAACAGAAAAACAACCCAGAUUAUAACUGGAAUGUUCGGAAAACAUAAAGGACGGCUCGGAAAAAAGAGGAAAGCAAGAGUCAUGAAGCACCUGGAUGGAUGUUUUUGGUCUGAUCCAACAGGAGCCAGUUACCUAGACCAGUAAGUGGAGUUUUGGACACGCUGCUGCCGUCAGCUCGCCGGCCGAGGGGGCGCUUUAGGGAGCAGGGGGCACUCGUUCCGUCCGACUUUGAUUUGGCCACUCCUCCUGCACCCUGGCACCCCCAGCCCAUUCCAGCCUGGUUUCGGCCUCCUGCUUUGACGGGUGCUGGGAGGCAGAGGUGACUUUUGUGUACCAGCUCCACGGGCUGUGCUUCCCGGCGAAGGAAGACGGGAUCUCAGAGGCAUGAAUGUUGUGUUGCCGGGGUCAGUGUCCCCAAGACCUUGGUGUGGCGGUCAGGGCAGGAAUGCGUGCAUGAAGGCUGCUGGGACCUUCUGGACAGAGCGUGAUUUGGUUCACUGUGAUGUGACGAUGCUGCUGACGGGGAGUGGGGCGUGGGGACGCGCGGGUGGGGUCUCGCAUCGUGGGACUUGAAGGGGAGCAGGCCCACCCCUCAAAUACGUUCUUGGGAGAAAUGAUACAGUUGGGCCUCAUUAUGUGACACCUGUGGUGCAGGGGUUUUGGGGGACAGAGGGAGGGGGACACUCCCCAAUGGCCCCUUCCCUACCAGACACUAACUUUCUCACACUGUCUGUACAUUUCAAAGGCUUGGUCUCCUGAGUGGGGCUGAGGUGCCCCCUUGCCCCCUGUGCCAGGGGAAGUCAGAUCCGCGCACCUGGCUUUUGAGUACUGUGACUUAGGCAGCAUGGCGGUUGCCGUGGGUCUGACUUGGUUGGGAGGGGACAGGAUGGGGGGCAGAACGGGGCGAGUGUGGAUGAAAAACUAGAAUCCCUGGUGGGUUUCUGAUGCCUGUGUUGAGAAGUAAAACUCCGGGGCCUGGUGAGGGGUGCUGACCACCAAGAUGGAGGUGCUUAGCAGGUGGCGAAUAGGUGCCCCCAGGUGGGGAUUGGUAGUGCCAGCCAGCAGGGGGCUUUCAGUGUUGUACUGGGUCAGCAUUUGCAGCUGCCUUUUAGUUCCCUUUGCACAGCCUGAAGGAGUAGAUGACACAGUCACAUAUCUUCUGACACUCAUGUGGGGGGCGGACAGAUGAAGGUAAGCUACCUGUGGCGAACAGGUUGCCGCUGUGAGUUGGAGAUCCUUAGACCUGAACGUGGUUUCUUUUAGAACGAGGUGAAGUAAUGUAUAAACCCAAGUUCAGUUGUUCUCCACAGUAGGAAGCGUCCCAGGACAGGGUGACCGAGCUGCAGACAGAGGCACUAGAGCUGAGCUGAGGCCUGGGAGGCAGGUAGGUUGUAUCAAGUAAGCAGGCUCCUCUCUUUUUACUGACACUGGGGCCUCCCGUGUCAUUCAUUUUAAAUAGAGCUUGCCAGUAUUGUUAAUGUACCCAAAGGCCUUUCUGGAUGGAGACAGAAAAGCGGACUUGAACCUGCUGUGUGCCUGUAACAGGUGUCCAGGUGGGCCCUGAUCAGAGCCCUUCACUGGGCGUACACAGCAGUCGCCCCCCUGAGCUGACCUGUGGGGACUUCCUGAAAUCAUUAGCACUUACUCGCUGGUCCCCUGGCAGCAUCACUGAUGCCUUUCCUCAGAAAUCCCCCAGUGGUAUCACCUAGGGAAGUGGAUGUGGCUUUGGUGGCCGUUGUUCCCUGCUGCAGGACUGGUAGUGAGGACUUCCGGUCCUCACAGCACUUGCUGGCAGCCCAGUGGGCCCACCACCUCCUUAUUACCUCCUCUUGGUCCUUGGGGUUCUUCACCCCAGGCUUGUACCACGCGUGCCCUGGAGUGAGGCCCAGGGGCUGCAUAGGAGGCCCUGCCUACCGUGACCCACUGGGACCUGCUGUGACUGCCCUGUGUGAGGAGGCAGGAAACCACGUCUCUGCUUUGGCCACCACAAGCUCAGCUCCUCGCUGACAACACUGACAAGCACUCCGUGAUUGGGUUGCCCAGGACACAGGAAGGCGAGCUUGGCCUGCCGGGUC